Molecule: messenger RNA, 615 nt
Organism: Miscanthus lutarioriparius
Lineage: Eukaryota; Viridiplantae; Streptophyta; Magnoliopsida; Poales; Poaceae
Source: the annotation of a GenBank genome assembly
AUGGAUGCUGGAGGGGAGGAGGAGAGACGGGAGAGGAGCGUCGGCCUGAUGGCCGGCCUCAUGGACAAGGCCAAGGGCUUCGUGGUGGAGAAGGUGACGCAGAUCCCCAAGCCCGAGGCGACGCUGGAUCGCGUAUCCUUCCGAAGCAUCAGCUGCGAGGGCGUCGAACUACACAGCCACGUCGACGUCAGCAACCCCUACUCGCACCGCAUCCCCAUCUACGCGAGAUCACCUACACCUUCAAGAGCGCCGGCAAGUACGUCAUGCAUGCAUGUCCCUCUCUCACAAUGGUCGCAUUCUGAUUUUGUUUCAUGCCAUACCAUGCACGCUAAUGCUGGUUCUGGUUCCUGUUUGAAUCCUAGGGUAAUAGCAUCGGGCACGAUGGCCGACCCCGGGUGGAUCGCGGCGAGCGGCAGCACCAAGCUGGAGCUGCCGGUGAAGGUGCCAUACGACUUCAUCGUGACGCUGAUGAAGGAUCUAGGAGGGGACUGGGACAUCGACUACCUGCUGGAGGUGGGGCUCACCAUCGACCUCCCUGUCAUCGGCGCCUUCACUAUCCCGCUCACCACCGAGGGCGAGAUCAAGCUCCCCACCUUCCAGGACUUAUUGUUCUAA